Thunnus maccoyii (southern bluefin tuna) is the source of this 1239-nucleotide messenger RNA. RefSeq names its product R3H domain and coiled-coil containing 1-like (gene r3hcc1l). The record is from RefSeq and is a predicted model, not a curated record. The coding region runs from base 129 to 1160 and encodes 343 amino acids. Lineage: Eukaryota; Metazoa; Chordata; Actinopteri; Scombriformes; Scombridae. The transcript is spliced from 7 exons.
CAGAGCCAUAUAAGAACAACAACUCCCAGAGUUCUCUGCGUUUAUCCGACGCCUGCGUCAGUCGUGCGACGGAAAUCUGUUGCUAAACAAACGGGUAAAUACGGAUGUUUUGAUAACAUCUCUCAAUAAUGGAACUGGAACAGCCAAAGGAAGACAGUGCUACUGCCCAGCCCUCACCUACACCUUCUUCUCAGUCAAAGAGGCCAAGUCAGGCUCUGUACGUGCCCAAACAACGACUUCAGGGUUCCAAAGACAAAGCUAAGACUCAGGGAGAAGUUAAACCAAGACCCAGGCCUCGCUACACGGACAAAGCACGAAAGAAUGCCAAGAACAAGAAGGACAAGGCUGGAGGAGAGGGAAAGACAUUACCUGUUGGAGGACAAGAUGGGGAUGAGGUACCGAACAGUGACACCAGUACUGAUGUGAAGGAAGAGAGGCUACAGGAUACAGAGGUGGAGACUAAUGGGCAGCCUGACUCAACUAAUGUGGAUACAGAGGUCACUUCACGGUUGGAGGCAGCAUCCUCUCCUGAAGAAGAGGGGGAAGAGGAGAGUUGGGACACCUUGUUCAAUGAUGAUGGGGAUUGUCUCGAUCCGCACCUGCUUGAAGAGCUGGCUCUGAAGGAUGGUAGAAAAAAGAAGUCCAUCCAGGAGGCCAGAUUCGAUUACUACAACAUGGACGGAGAUUAUGAUGAGGACAUCGACCUCACAGAGGACGAACUCUCUCACAUCGUCGAGAUCUAUGAUUUUCCUGCAGAGUUUAAGACCGAGGAUCUUCUUAAGUUAUUUCAGUCCUACCAACAAAGAGGCUUUGAUGUUCAGUGGAUUGAUGACACACAUGCCCUGGGUCUCUUCUCAAGCCCCAUAGCAGCCCGUGAAGCUCUGAGAUCCAAACAUAUGCUGAUGAAGUUGCGACCACUCUCCAAAUCCUCCCCUGCCAUAAAGGCCAAAGCCCGCAGCUGCUCAGACUACCUCCUGCCUGCUAAGGAGAGACCUCAGACGAGUGCAGCACUGGCUCGAAAGCUCGUGAUUGGUGCCCUCGGUGUAAAGAGCAACCUGACGAAGGAGCAGCGCGAGGCAGAGAGGAAGAAGCUCCAGGAAGCAAAGGAAAAAAAGCGCCUGGCAGUCAAACAGAGGGAAGAUGCUUGGGAGGGGAAGUGACUGGACAGAAAACUACCUCCCUUCUGUUUGGUUUUUAUUUUAUUUUUUUUAGAUUCCUUGAUUCAGCAGAGGCUAAAGA